Messenger RNA from Salvia hispanica, 1781 nucleotides. RefSeq names its product debranching enzyme 1 (gene DBR1). Gene Ontology annotation, molecular function: RNA lariat debranching enzyme activity. NCBI's taxonomy places the organism in Eukaryota, Viridiplantae, Streptophyta, Magnoliopsida, Lamiales, Lamiaceae. The record is from RefSeq and is a predicted model, not a curated record. Gene Ontology annotation, biological process: mRNA splicing, via spliceosome. Gene Ontology annotation, cellular component: nucleus.
UAACGGUGACUAGUAAAACCGAAAUGACAAAAAUUUGGGGUUUAGGGUUGAGCCAAACCGCCAAAUAGCUGUUGCACCACCUUCUCCAGCCGCGAAAUCACGCCUUCCACCGUCCAAGGCCGUCGGCCUCCCCCCGCGUUCCAGUGAUGAAGAUAGCAGUAGAAGGAUGCAUGCACGGAGAUUUGGAUAAUGUAUAUGCUACUCUUUUACACCUGCAAGAAGUCGAAAAAACCAAAAUUGAUCUUCUCAUUUGCUGCGGGGACUUUCAGGCUGUUCGGAAUGAGAAAGAUCUGGACAGUUUAAAUGUUCCGCCCAAGUAUCGGACAAUGAAAACUUUCUGGAAGUAUUACUCGGGCGAAAAAGUUGCGCCCAUUCCAACUAUAUUCAUUGGUGGGAAUCAUGAAGCAUCGAACUACCUUUGGGAAUUGUACUAUGGUGGAUGGGCUGCACCGCAAAUCUACUUUCUUGGAUUUGCUGGAGUAGUCAAGUUUGGAAAUGUUCGCAUUGGUGGACUUUCUGGAAUUUAUAAAGCAAAUCACUACUAUUCAGGACAUUAUGAGAAGCUGCCUUACAAUGAACAAGACAUCAGGUCUAUAUAUCAUGUGCGCGAGUAUGACGUACAUAAGCUCGUGCAAGUGCAGGAGCCCAUUGAUAUAUUUCUUUCUCAUGAUUGGCCUUGUGGAAUUACUGACCAUGGGAAUGUGAAAAAACUUAUACGUCAAAAACCCUUUUUCGAGAAAGAGAUUGCGGAAGGGACAUUGGGAAGUCAAGCUGCCGCAGAUUUGAUGGCUAAAUUGAGGCCUUCUUACUGGUUCUCCGCACAUCUACACUGCAAAUUUCCUGCUCUGGUUCAACAUGGCGAUGGUGGCUCUAUAACAAAAUUUCUUGCCCUUGAUAAGUGCCUCCCUGGAAGAAACUUUUUGCAGAUUUUUGAAAUAGAAUCAGAGCCAGGGCCUUAUGAACUCCACUAUGAUGAAGAAUGGCUUGCAAUCACAAAGAAGUUCAACCCAAUCUUCCCUAGGACUAGAAGGCGUGCAAAUUUUAGUGACGCUAAACUCAACAUGGAAGAGUGCCGUCAGUUUGUUAAGAAUAAGCUGCAAAUGCGAGGGAGCACACCCUUUGAGUUUGUUCGAACUGCACCUUGCCAUAAUCCACAUCAGUCUGUUGCUAGCAAUUUCCCCUCUGGACAUUGUCGGAACCCUCAAACCGAAGCUUUCUUAGAGUUGCUAGGACUUCAAUAUUGCCUCGACGCUUAUUCUGAAUCACGGGAGCUACCUCAAAGUUCUGGAUCACUUCUUUCGAAAGAAUCCUUUGGUAGUGAAGAUAUUCCAAUUGACGAUAUAGAUGAUGACGACGAACUCAAUGGAUCUGACGAUGGAGAAACAUAGAACGAAAUUCAUCAAACAAUGUCCAGUCAGGAUGCAUACGUUGCAAUUGGACGGUCACUAAUGCCAUAGAAAUCACCAAGGUCGCGUGAUCUACUGAUAUCGCUGUCUAUGCCAUAAGACGGGACCUAGGUCAGCUGCUGUACCGACAUUCAUGAUAUCGCUGUCUACAUGUAGUCUUCCCAAUAGCUAAUCGAAGUGGACAUGCCAUUAUUGGAGAAGGGAAUGGGACAAGCCCUUAUGUUGAUCUCAUAGUUUGUAUGUAGAAGAUAUUGGCAAUCCUGACAAAUUCAUUAUGCAAUAGUUUGUAUGUAGAAGAUAUUGUCAUACUUAAUAUUCUUGCCAAUAGAUGACAAGUUCCGGUUAACAACUCUAUGCAUUGCUUUUCUUGGUGAA